Messenger RNA from Physcomitrium patens, 3793 nucleotides. RefSeq lists its product as uncharacterized. Gene Ontology annotation, molecular function: protein binding. NCBI's taxonomy places the organism in Eukaryota, Viridiplantae, Streptophyta, Bryopsida, Funariales, Funariaceae. The record is from RefSeq and is a predicted model, not a curated record.
UCCCCCACCGAUGCAUAUCCGUCGCCACUGUGAUCUUCCUGUCUAUCCUCCCCUCUCUCACUCUCCCCCUCCCCCUGAUUACUCUCCCCUCGUCCACGCCUCUCCAAAGAAAACCUUCUUUUUCCCAUUCCAACCGGCUGUUGGAUUCAUCGUCUGAUGUUUAUUCAGCCCGGGAGUCUAGGCGUGGAGUACCCAUCUGUGUUCCUCUCCAAUCUCGGUGAUGCAAUCGUAGAGCCAGUUUCAUGCCUUGAUUGAUUAGAUUCAUGAAGAUCCAGCUUGAUUUAGUUCUUGAUUGUCACGUUGCCGAUCGCUGUUCAACGUUGGAGGUGGAGUACGUUGAAUUUAUUGAGAAUGCUGAGUUUGUUUCUUAGAUUACAGGCCUGGUUGAAAUUAGUGAUAUAAAGGGAUACACUGAUGACAUUUCAAUUUACACUGGUGUAACCGUGCUUAGAUCGUCUACCCUCGCCACGCGAGUUCCAAGGCAUCGUUUCCGAUCCCAGAGAUAAUGCCGUUCCUUGGGUGCAAUUAAAGAGUGGCUGGGUUGCCUUAGUUUAUAUUGCAGCCUGCACCAAGCCUCGCAGAGCUACUGCAAGGUCAUAGCGUUCCUAAUCGACUCUAAGAUUCAGAGUCCCGAGAACUGCACUGGUCACGGGACUCGAAAGAGCGAUAUAUAGAAGCUCUUACAAUAAGUAGAAGAAAUUGCUGGCUGUAUCUUGCUGCCAGCACUGUGAAUAUUUCGGGUUUGAGGAACACCCUGGCAUCACAUUCAUCAUUCUAUGACCCAACUAGUCUGCUGGACCAGUUCUUCGCUCGAUCCUCGAAAGCAGCUGAAUUGUGCCAACUCCGCAGUUGCGAACUCAGCAGCUUACUUGUCAGAAGCUUUCCAGCUGCAAGUGUGUGAAACUGCACAACAACAUUGCAGCGCCUGUACAGGAUCGGCCGUAUCCGAUUCUCAGAUCAGGAUGAUGUGGGGUGAGCAGUAUCCGCAGCCGGCUGUCGGUCACAUGCUUUAUGGCGUGCGCGUUACAAAGUCAGCUCCGUGCUCACCUGUGAAGCCUCCGUCGAAGCGGCUGUCGGCGAGGGCUGAUUCAUUCCACGUAGUUCACAAGGUGCCAGUGGGUGACACCCCUUAUGUGAAGGCCAAGCACGUCCAGCUGGUGGACAAGGACCCCGACCGUGCGAUCGCGUUGUUUUGGGCAGCCAUAAACGCUGGGGACAGAGUUGACAGCGCUCUGAAGGACAUGGCCAUAGUGAUGAAACAGCAGAACCGGCCGCAGGAGGCUAUCGAAGCCAUCAAGUCGCUGCGCAGCCGGUGCUCGGACCAGGCCCAGGAGUCGCUGGACAAUGUGCUGCUCGAUCUGUACAAGAGGUGCGGUAGGCUGGAUGACCAGAUUGACCUCCUGAAGCACAAGUUGCAUCUGAUCCAUCAGGGGAUGGCGUUCAACGGCAAACGUACGAAGACGGCGAGAUCGCAGGGGAAGAAGUUCCAAGUGUCGAUCGAGCAGGAAGCGACUCGUCUUCUGGGAAAUCUGGGUUGGGCGUGCAUGCAGCAGUCGAACUUCGUUGCAGCAGAAGCCGUGUACAGGAAAGCAUUGUCGAUCGAGCCAGACAACAACAAGGUUUGCAAUCUAGGAAUCUGCCUGAUGAAGCAAGGGCGUCUGGAGGAGGCGAAGGCCAUGCUGCAGAGCGUGACUCGGUGCAACGACAAUCGGUGGGCUUCGGACUCGCACCUGAAAUCGUACGACCGUGCUCAGGAAAUGCUGCAGGAGCUGGAGGCCUCCAUGGGCGCGGAAGGGCAUGAGAAGGCAGUUGAGGAACUGAGGUCGUUUGCUAUCCCCGGGUUCGAAGGUGGAUACGACCUGCAGCAUUCGUCAUUUUGGCAGCCUCAACCGGCGAUGCCACGACAGCCACGGCGAAUGGCACGCUCGAACCUGGAGCAACAAUUUUCGCAGUCUGUUGAGCCUUCCAUGAGUGGCGCACUCCUGGCCACUGCAGGGUUCGGACCGUCGCAGCAGAAGUCGGGGUACCAGGCGCCCGCGACGCCCAGAGUGCGGGCGCACGCAGCGAGCCAGCAGGGGGAUGAGACGUGGUUCCAGAGUGGGGUGCGUGCAGGGUGGUCGGAUGAAGAGCUGAACCACCCUUCGCUGGAAGUUGAUGACGCACUGAACGUGCAAGGCGAGCAGAGCGUGCAGGGGUACCCGGGGAGCGCUAAGCAGCCGAUGAAAUGGCACGCGGAGACGCUGCGGCAGCGACUGGAGACAGUGUCGGUGCUGGGGAACGCGUUCAUGAGCAGGCAAUUCGGAAUGAAAGUCGACGUUGACUCUGGUUUAGGCACUCCUCCCCUGGCUGAGCAAUCCCUGAGCAGCGAUGCCAAGCCCCUCAACCCGGCGGUUGCGAAGGAGGCUUCGGUCCUCCGGCCGAUAGCUGGUGGCGGCAACGGAGUGUCAGCUGUGAGGCCUCCGCUGUCCAGCAGCGAGCGUGCGCCGCUGACGUUCGAUCUGACCAACUCGGUCCGUAAUGGCGCAAACGUGAAUGCGGGGGGGUGUGGGCAGGGGGAGAACAGGGUGAAGCGGUUUGGGGUGUCGGGCGGAUGGGGCGGCAAGGGCAGCCAGAAGACCAAUCCUCCAGGUUUCGGCAAUGGGUGGGCGAGUUGUGGAGAAUGCAGCGAGAAUCAGCCCGCCGCCCUGCGUUCCCUGUCCAUGGAGAUCACCGAAGCAUCCUUCUCGGAGAAGGCCGCCCCGGCGGUGAUCCAACCGCUGCAGAACCAGAAUGUGAACAUCAAUCUCCCGGGGCUGCCACCCCUCCACAACGCGGUGGGCAAGCGCAGCAGAACGCUGACCCCUGUGAAGGAGAAGACGGUUAGUGCGUGGAGCUGCCUGGGGUUCACCCAGAGUCCUAACGACCUGGACUUCGGGUGCGAGAAUGCGGAGGGCGAGAGUUACGGGCGGGACCCACUGUCACGAAGCCUGUUCAGUAAGGAGCUGGUGCCCAUUCCCAUGGCGGACCUGUCGGCGUCAGAGAUGGAGAUGAAGCGGCAGCGAAGGCUGAAAGUGUUUAGAGAAAUGACUCUAGCUGCGAGUCCCCAAGCAUGAUUAGCGUAAGCCGACACCAGCCCUGCAGGCGACCUCGCCGGAGGUCGUAGUAAGGGCGGGUGUAGGCGUGGUGGCAUGGAAUGUUGUCACCAAGCGUCCACGGUCACGCCCCAAGUCCUCCGCAUGACUCCUUCUCCGAGCUGAGUGUAGGUCCUGGAAGUUCCGAGUACAAGCAUGUCGAACUACAGAGAUAGCGAAGGGGUUCUUAUGAUCCCUUCGGCGGUGUAGGGGAGUCGGAGGGUGCAGAUGCAUGUAGCGCGCGGCGGAGCGCCCGUCCCGGCAGCCGAGAUGGGUGAGUAGGCCGAUCCGGGGUGCGAAAGAUGAAGCCAGGUCCGGGCGGCGGAGCGGUGGUGUGAGCGUGGAGUGUGGCGGUUGCAAUUCACCUGUACAGUAGGAGUAUCUGGUCCGAGGAUUUUAGGAGUUUGUGUGUAAAUUAGUAGGUUGAGAAGCCUCGGUGAGGAUUGUGAGAAGUGUUAUCGCGCAGUCGUAGAUCAGUGACCUCCUUGGUCGCAAAUUCCACCAGGGAAGACAUUCUCGGUCUUACCGUUGUAGGUUGUGGUACACUCUCGGUGCACUGUCAUGUAGCUACCCCGACCAUCUUAGCGGGGUCCGGGUUGACACAUUCGAGAUUAGCGUCUGUAUGGUUCCAUGGCGGGUUAAGCCCCAUCUAUUAAAUCUACGCUCCGCGGAUGAUAACUUGA